Molecule: messenger RNA, 1671 nt
Organism: Microplitis demolitor
Lineage: Eukaryota; Metazoa; Arthropoda; Insecta; Hymenoptera; Braconidae
Gene: Rpt3
Product: 26S proteasome regulatory subunit 6B
Exons: 4
Coding region: 110-1357 (415 amino acids)
Biological process (GO): proteasome-mediated ubiquitin-dependent protein catabolic process
Cellular component (GO): proteasome regulatory particle, base subcomplex
Molecular function (GO): proteasome-activating activity; ATP hydrolysis activity; ATP binding
Source: RefSeq, a predicted model, not a curated record
CAGACAAAAAUUUUCUGGCAACCCUGUCUCAGGGGAAAAUAUCUCCAAGUCAUUCAGUUUAACCAAAAAUUAUUUUGGUUAAUCGUUGAAUUUCAUUUUCCAUAUAAAAAUGGAAGAAAUUGGAAUUACUGUACCAGACAAAGAUGUCUCUGAAACUGACAUCAAACCGGUAAUUGGUCAUUACUCAGGUGUUGGUGAUGAUUUAGAUAUUGAAGAUCUUUAUACUCGAUACAAGAAAUUACAACGGAUGCUUGAAUUUCUUCAAGUUCAAGAAGAAUAUAUCAAAGAUGAACAGCGCAAUUUGAAAAAAGAAUAUUUACAUGCUCAAGAAGAAGUCAAGCGUAUACAGAGUGUACCACUUGUGAUUGGACAAUUUUUGGAAGCUGUUGAUCAAAACACUGGUAUCGUUGGUUCUACAACAGGAUCUAAUUAUUACGUACGAAUUUUAUCAACUAUUGACCGUGAAUUGUUGAAGCCUUCUGCUAGUGUUGCACUUCACAAGCACAGCAAUGCUCUUGUUGACGUUUUGCCACCAGAAGCAGACUCUAGCAUUUCUAUGCUUCAAGCUGAUGAGAAACCUGACAUUCAGUACAGCGACAUUGGAGGUAUGGAUAUGCAGAAGCAAGAAAUUCGUGAAGCAGUGGAAUUACCACUGACUCACUUUGAAUUAUACAAGCAGAUUGGUAUCGAUCCACCACGUGGUGUCUUGAUGUACGGACCACCUGGUUGUGGUAAAACUAUGCUUGCUAAAGCUGUCGCUAGACACACUACAGCCGCUUUUAUUCGUGUUGUCGGCUCUGAAUUCGUGCAAAAGUAUCUCGGUGAAGGUCCAAGGAUGGUACGAGAUGUCUUCCGUCUUGCUAAAGAAAAUUCUCCAGCUAUUAUAUUUGUUGAUGAAAUUGAUGCAAUCGCCACGAAGCGUUUUGACGCACAAACUGGUGCUGAUCGUGAAGUUCAACGUAUUCUAUUAGAAUUGCUCAACCAGAUGGACGGUUUUGAUCAAACUACUAAUGUUAAAGUUAUCAUGGCUACUAAUCGUGCUGAUACUUUGGACCCGGCUCUGUUGCGUCCUGGUAGAUUGGAUCGUAAGAUUGAAUUCCCUCUGCCAGAUCGUCGUCAGAAACGUCUCAUCUUUUCAACAAUCACUACUAAAAUGAAUCUGAGUGAGGAAGUUGAUCUAGAGGAUUACGUUGCCCGGCCUGACAGAAUUUCCGGUGCAGAUAUAAAUGCUAUUUGUCAAGAAGCUGGUAUGCACGCAGUACGUGAAAAUCGUUACAUCGUUCUUGCUAAAGACUUUGAAAAAGGUUACAAGAAUAACAUUAAGAAAGACGAGUCUGAACAUGAGUUCUACAAAUAAUUCAUCGUUAUUAAAAAAAAAAAAAUGGAUAUUUUCUUUCUAUGCUUAAUAUUGAGCGUAAAUGUAGCAGACAUCAGGCAAACUUAAAAAUUUGAUAGAGUAAAUAAUUAAAAAAAACAAUAUUUGUAAAAAAUGCACUAAUUUCAAAAUUUUUUAAAACCGCAUUUUUUAAAUUUUAUUAAUUAUUUACUCCAUUUAUUAUUAAUUUUAAAUUUGUCUAAUGUCUGCUAUAUUCACACUCAUGCUUAAUAUUAUUUUUUCAUAUUAUAAAUUAUAAUAAUUAUCCAAUGUAUCGUGAAAAUUGUCAUUUGUCA